Messenger RNA from Fragaria vesca subsp. vesca, 1800 nucleotides. RefSeq names its product cysteine--tRNA ligase-like. Gene Ontology annotation, biological process: cysteinyl-tRNA aminoacylation. Gene Ontology annotation, cellular component: cytoplasm. The record is from RefSeq and is a predicted model, not a curated record. The coding region runs from base 85 to 1743 and encodes 552 amino acids. NCBI's taxonomy places the organism in Eukaryota, Viridiplantae, Streptophyta, Magnoliopsida, Rosales, Rosaceae. The transcript is spliced from 9 exons. Gene Ontology annotation, molecular function: cysteine-tRNA ligase activity; ATP binding.
UGGUAAUAGACGCACCUUUUUUUUUGGUCUGAAUAUCCUUUUCUUCUAUCCUCAAGAGUCGAGAGGAACGUAGCAGCAGCAAAUAUGGGCAGUCUGCUCAAGUGCUACAGACCCUUCUUCUCUCUCCAUCUCGGAAUGCACCGUUUCACCAACCCCAAACGGAGAAUCCGUUGCCUCAGCGCCACUACUUCAACCCACUCCGUUGCCGCCAAAUCGGAGAUUCCGGCGUCGUCGUCGGAGCUCUGGCUGCACAACACAAUGAGCCGGAAGAAGGAGCUGUUCAAGCCCAAAGUUGAAGGCAGAGUCGGCAUGUAUGUGUGUGGCGUUACGGCUUACGAUCUCAGCCAUAUUGGCCACGCUCGCGUCUACGUCACUUUCGACGUUCUCUACAGAUAUCUUAGGCAUUUGGGAUAUGAGGUCACCUAUGUUCGAAAUUUCACAGACGUUGAUGACAAAAUAAUUGCUAGAGCAAAUGAGUUGGGGGAGGAUCCGAUCAGUUUGAGCCGGCGGUACUGCGAGGAGUUCAAUCGAGAUAUGGAGAGUCUUCAUUGCCUGCCUCCUUCUGUGGAACCGCGAGUUUCUGAUCACAUGCCGCAGAUAAUUGAUAUGAUCAAGCAGAUUAUUGAAAAUGGACAUGCCUAUCAAGUUGAUGGGGAUGUGUAUUUUAGUGUUGACAAGUUCCCAGAUUAUGGACGUCUAUCUGGGCGAAAAUUAGAAGACAAUCGAGCCGGUGAGCGAGUCACUGUUGAUUCAAGGAAGAACAAUCCUGCUGAUUUUGCUUUAUGGAAGUCCGCAAAGGAAGGUGAACCCUUCUGGGACAGUCCCUGGGGCCCCGGAAGACCUGGUUGGCAUAUCGAGUGCAGUGCCAUGAGUGCUGCUUAUCUCGGUUACUCUUUCGACAUACAUGGUGGAGGAAUGGACCUUGUGUUUCCUCACCAUGAGAAUGAAAUUGCUCAGAGUUGUGCUGCAUGUAAACAAAGUGAUAUAAGUUACUGGAUACACAAUGGUUUUGUCACUAUAGACUCCGAGAAAAUGUCCAAAUCCCUAGGGAACUUCUUUACAAUUCGGCAGGUUAUAGACCUAUACCAUCCAUUGGCUUUGCGACUUUUCUUGUUAGGGUCUCAUUAUCUGUCUCCAAUCAACUACUCUGAUGUACUGCUUGAAAGCACUUCAGAGCGGAUCUUCUACAUAUUUCAGACUUUAUAUGACUGUGAAAGUGUUGUAAGCCACCCUGAUGUAUCAACUCUGAAGGAUACCAUUCCUCCUGAAAUAUUGGAAAGCAUCAAUAAGUUCAACGAUGUUUUUGUAACAUCAAUGUCGGAUGAUCUUCACAGUUCUGUUGUUUUUGGUGCAUUAUCAGACCCGUUAAAAACUAUGAAUGAUCUGCUUCACACUCGCAAGGGCAAGAAGCAAGCAUUGAGGAUAGAGUCUCUUGCAGCUUUGGAAAAGAUUACCAGGAAUGUCUUGAGCAUUUUGGGAUUGAUGCCUGCAAGUUACGCUGAGAUUCUGCAGCAGCUGAAAGAAAAAGCCUUGAAGCGUGCAAAAUUAACAGAAGAUCAAGUAUUGCAGAAAAUCAAGGAAAGAAAUUCAGCAAGGAAGAACAAAGAGUAUGAAAAAUCAGAUACAAUUAGGAAAGAUUUAGCUGCUGUUGGAAUUAAUCUUAUGGACAACCCAGAUGGGACAACAUGGAGACCAGCUGUACCUCUUGCAAUUCAACAGCAGCUGCAGGUGGCAUCUUCUUGAUUGGCUUCUGGUCAAUAUACGGUACAGAUUAGGUCUACUUUCUCUUCACAAAAGAUU